AUGGUGAAAUCUGAGAAUGAUGACGAUCCAGGGCUGUCAUCAAUCGAUCAGGCAGCCACCACAUCAUCAUCAGGGAGGCUCCUGUCAUCAGUUCCUGAGGACUCGGAACAUCAAGAUGAAGUCCCAUCACUACGGCAAAAACAUAAGCAUCGACAUAGCGAAGAUUCUACGAGCUCAAAGGGAAAAAAGAAACACAAGAAGCAUAAGCACAAAAAGAAAUCUAAGGAUUCGUCAACUAAACCUCCCAUGGCACGACCUGGAAUGGUUCGUGCCAUGAGCUGGGUUCGACAGCCAUCAAAACGGCAGCUGAUGGAAUUGGAAGAAAUGGUGGAGGAGGAUGAAGGAAAAGAAGAGGAAGCUAGUCAUGAUAAAAAUGGCGAGUCUGCUAAAGCUGAAAAGCACGACAAGUCUUCAAAGUCGUCUCAUAAGUCUCACAAGAAAGACAAGAAGAAGAAGAAGAAGAAAAGUGACAAAGCUAGUGCACCUCGACCGCGUGCACAAAUGGUGCGGGCCAUGAGUUGGGUCCGCCAACCAUCGCAAAUGCAAUUAAUGGCCAAAGAUAUUGAAAAAGCCGUAUUUGAAGCGACAGCAGAAGAAUCAGAGGAAUCUAAUACACCUGAUGCCGUUUUUGAAACGAACGCCAACACGGAAGAGGAAUCUAGAGAAGCCGAAGAUCCUUCCCCGGGCGCAUCAAGCAUGGAGGUCCCCAAGGUAAAAGACAAGGCACGUAGGCCACGAGCCCAAAUGAUUCGAGCCAUGAGCUGGGUGCGUCAACCGUCACAAGCCCAACUAUUGGUCAAAAAGAAGAAAAAGAAGCAUACGCACCAUAGGUCAUCCAAGCACCGUCAGAAGAAAGCCAGCAAGACAAAGUCUGAAAUGGAAGCAAUGUCGGAGGAAGAUGAAGAGGAAUCUUUGGAAUUGACGGCGGUGAUGGGUGGUGAUAAUGACGCAACCGAAGAACCGUCCCGGCAGUCUCUUUCCGACGGCCCCGAUUCGACUGCCUUGGAGGAAAGUACCAGUUCUAUAGGAAAACAAAAGGCUAGCAAGCGAGGACAAGGACCCAAGCGUACCAAAUCUUCCAAAUCUUCAAAGAAACAUGGGGGAUCUCAAAACUUAGGUUCCUUUCUGAAUGACGCAGAGAAUAAACAAAACCCGAAUGACAGCUAUCAUAAUGAUGACGUCUCGCUCACAGUGUCGGAGGCGGUGAAACAACCAUCCAGACCUUCCCGAUCAAAUGGAGCUUCAAAGUCAAAGAACACACUGAAUGAUGCAAUUAUGGAGUCCUACGAUUCCUUUUUUGAUUUCUCGGCUGACAUUGACGACAAUUUGGAACGACAAUUUGGAGCCUACGAUCCUGGUGGCCGUACGAUAUACGACGUGGCGCACGAGACGAGUCAGGAAAUCAGGCAUGACGAGAUUGGGGAUACUAGAGGUCGGCCAAGGCAAUCGGAAGUGAAACAAGAGCGAAAAGCGUCAAAGAGCAGAUCCAAGUCUCGACCAAAGAAUCGAUCCAAAUCACCGAGACAAAGGUCGAAAUCUAGAAAUCGGUCGAAGUCAAGAACUAGGUCCAAAUCACCAAAGCGAAACAACAAAGCGUUACCAACGCCGGAAGCCGGCUUGGAUGAUGAUAACAGCUCGCUCGACCUAGGCGAAUCGAAACAACCUGCAGAAGCACCACUGCAUGACAAGGGUGGGAAGAAGAAAAGUCGAUGGUCAUUGAGUCGAGGUGACAGCGAUAGUAGUCUAUCCAAGAAGAAGAAGAAGAAAAAACGAGGCUCGAAUGGCCACAACAGCACAUCCAUCAUCGAUAUGGGGGGAAGCUUGUCAUCUCUAAGGACUUCGAUCACAAACAAAUUUGGGUUCAAGAAGAAAAGAGAAAGCAGCUCAAGUAUCGGGAUUGUUGAAAGCCCAUCCACACAAGGCAAAGAAAUGGUCUCUAUCGAGGAGCUACCAACCGAUGACCCCUGUCCACUGCCUCCACCUAUCAUUGAUCUUGAGGAUAGCCCAGCUGCUAGUGUCAAGAGUACCGUUAGCAAUAGAUUGCAGAAUAUUGACAAGGGAGAAGAUGAAAACGAAUGGCGAAAAGCUGACAGAGAUAUGACGCUUCCACAGAAGGAGGAGAGAGGCUCCUCUCUGAAACGAUAUGUUGGAAAAUCCGUCGCAGAAAUGCCACCCAAGUCGCCUUCCGAGACGAAGGCAUCUCCACAAAGAGAAUCAGAAGAUUCUCCGAACAGGAGGCAACUGACACGGACAUCGUCAAACAAUAAAGGGAAGAAGUCAGAAGAGAAUUCUGAUUUUCCAGGCAAGGCUCAGUUGAAGAGGAUGUCAGCCGCUGCUUCGGACAGUGCUUCUACUUCUGGGGGGAAUAAUGAGUUGCCACAAAGACGGCAGUUAAGAAAGACAUCGUCAUACAGCCGACCAAAAUCACCUUCUACAGCGAAAUCUGAACUUCGACUGAGUAGCAUUCGAAGACCCCCACUUGAUGACGGAGAUGAUGAUUCAAUCGAACCUGAGUUUGUUGAAAAAAGGAAGUCACUCCUUGCAUUUGGUGAUGGAGCGGUGUGUGACGAUGAUUCAAUCGAGCCUGAGUUCGUUGAAAAAAGGAAGUCGCUCAGGGUUACAGGGCAGAAAGCGUUGGCGUCUUCAGCGAAGAGCAUUGGUGACGGCGGCAGCGUCUCUUCUCCAAACCAUGAUCCAUCCUCGUCGUCGUCAGAUGAUGAUGCCAGCAUCUCAUCUCAUGAAGAUGAUUCCCAUCCCGCAACGAUACCUGAAUCCAUGCGAACACCAGUUUUGUCACCUAUCGACGACAGUGAGGUCAACUUCAAAUCAAAGGCCACACGACGGCUUCGAGCAAGUCUUGGGGGCUUGCCGGCACCCCCCAAUGAGGAUCGUGAAAAGACGACUAUCCCGCGAUCGGAAAGCUUUGGUAGUCCAAAACUUGUCCCAAAACAGAAGGAAGAACAACUAAAGAGGUCGAAUUCAUUCAACGGCGAAGAGAGCCCAAGGAUUGGAAUACGCAAAGGAGGACGAAAGUCUGGAACCUUUGGUAGAUCCAAUGCCUUGAGUGAUGGGACUGCCCCAAAUCUGACGAAGCCUUCGUUGCGAAGGUCUCUGACAUCCCCAGAAGGAUCGCAUCGCCAGAGGCGCUCGGUUGAGUUUUCAACGACACUCCCAUCCAAGUCACCAGGACGAAGAAGAUCGCCAGCCACCAGCAAAUCACCCCGCACAAGCAAGUCACCGUUGGGUAGGGAAGUCAAGGUUGGUCAAAAGCUGAAUGGUGCAACUGUGAACAAUGUGUCUCUAGACUUUCUCGUUAGCCCCAGAGCAGUUCAGGUUCAACGCAGAAUCAGCCUGUCAAAUGGUGCCGUUAUGAAUGAUACAUAUACAAAGGAGAGAAGUCCUCAGAAAGACGAUCUGGAAGUCUCGGCUGCAGCCAUCCAAUCAAACUCUCAGGAACAAUCCGACGAUGAGCAAAUUGCCAAACUCAAGUCGUUCUUGUAUGAGGAACAUGAUAGCGAGAGUGAAAACUCGGCGGAAUUGGAAUCAGCUGGACCUAAUGUCGACGAAAUUCGAGCCGAAGCCAAGGCAAUCAUGGAAAAGAGAAGGCAAGAGAAGGGAAUUAAAUCCCCCCCUCAUGCUUCACAGGGAACCGCCAGCAUCCUCGGAAGGUUAUCCGAACCAGUUCAUAAAGGCGAGAUGGCAAAUUUGGAAGUAGAUGGGCACUCUACUCCACCAAAACGGCGCAUCGAACCGCCAAAGAAAGUCCGAUCCCUUGAUUCUGUUGAUUCUAAUGUUGGAUUAGAUGAGGGAGAGGAAUCAUUGAAGACCCCUGCACCCAACAAAAAGAGGGAACCUGUGAGAGGAAUUGCAAAGUCGCUGUCAUCUGGUGCCCCCAGCAGACUUCAGCCAAAGCGUCAUUCGCAACGAGACAAAGUGUUGAGUGCUCUUGGCGCAUACGAUUCUGAUGAAGAAGAUUACACACUUCCAACGAAGUCAGAGAGAGAGCCUACCAGGGGCAUUGGAAAGUCAAAAUCCUAUAGUGCGCCACAAAGACCUGCCAAGCGAAGCCAGUCGCCUCGUCGCGAGUCACGGGCGGAAAGGAGGCUUCAAGUCUUCGGCGCAAUUGGUUUGGACUUCAAUCUAGAUGAGGAUAACUUCCCGGUUAUAAAGAAGAAGCCAGCUCCGCAGCCGCCAUCCAAUUUGGAAUCUGAAACCUUACCUAAUUUGGAGCUGGACCCAUUUGAAUCAAAAUCAGAUAUGGUUCAAAGAACACCAAAUCAACCGAAGAAAGAAGACAAACCGAAUCCAGAAGAUAUUACGACUACGAAGCCUGCUGAGAAACAUUGGUUCGACAGCCCAAGUGCAGAUAGCCCACACAAGAAAAUGAUAAUACCAGUUCGAGGUGUAGGAAGAUCAAAAUCGGCAGGUCCAUCCCAAUCUCGCAACCCAGCGGAUUUACCCUUUGAUAUUGGAGAGUCAGUGAACGACAAGUCUACAACUCAGACGAAUGCUGAACCAGAAGUCGAUGUGAAGUCAGAGUUACCGAAGGAAGAAACGGAAUCUGAACCAGCAGAAGCAAAGAAACCAGAGCCUCCGCCCGUCAAACAUUGGUUUGAUAGCCCAAGUGCUUUUUCUCCGAAACCAAAAGUUAAAGUACCGAUUCUACUUCGCAAGAAAGAUUCUGAAAUAGAACUAGAAUCAGCUACAUGUGAUGCUGACAAAGACGAACAAAACCCAGUCAGUGCUGGUGAUUCUGCACCAGAAAAUGAAAAGACAUCCGAGUUACCAACAGAAGAAGCCAAUCCUGGACCAGAAGAAGUGGAGAAACCAGAGCCUCCGCCGGUCAAGCAUUGGUUUGACAGCCCAAGUGCUGUUUCUCCGAAACCAAAAGUUAAACCACCAAUUCUACUUCGCAGGAAAGAUUCCGAAACAGAAGAAGAAGCAGCGACAUCUGAUGCUGACAAGGAAGAAAAAGAUCCAGUCAGUGGUGACAUUUCUGAGGAUGUCAGUGUCGCAUCGGAGACGCUACUUGAUGAAGAAAGCUCUGUUGAAAUCACAGUCAGCGAUUCGGAUCCAGACAAGGAAUCAAUUGAAGAAGAGACUGUGGAAGAUUCUGACGACGAUAUGACAUUGGAAACAGUUGAGUCUGAGAACGAAUUCGUUGAGGGAGAAAGCAGCGGUGAUUUUUCCUAUGAUGAAGAAUCAGUUGACGACGACGAUGAGGCAUCAGUCCAGCACUACGAAGGUGUUUUGGUGGACGAUGUAUCUGAAGAGUCCGAAUAUGAUGAGGUUAUUGAAGGAGAUUCAAUGGACGAAUACAGCAGCUACUCUGAAGAAUCAAUCGAAGACAACAUGGAGGAAGAUAGCGAAGAUGACUUUGUUGAAGAAGAAGUCAUCGACGAUGCUUCAGUUUCUGAUUCUAAUGACGACGCCAGUUAUGAAGAAGACGUUCUGAGCACAGAGGAUGAAAUUGAUGAUGAUGCAAGUUUUGACGAGUUGUCAGUAAUUGAUGAAGAUGUUGAAUAUGAGUCUGGGCCAGAAGUCGAAGAAGUAUCUGAUGACGAAGGCAGUUUUGAGGAAAUGGCUAUCGAUUCAGGCAGUGAUGACGAUGACGAUGAAAUAUUUGAAGAAAUUCUCGAAGACUCAUCUCUCGAUGACAUUAUCGAAGAAUCAAGCCUUGAAGACAUUUUGGAAGAGUCGUCUUCAGAUGCGGACGACAUCAUUGAAGAAGAGAUGCUCGAGGAUAUUAUUGAGGAGUCAUCGUUGGAGGACAUUAUGGAAGAGACUUCUUCACUUGAAGACAUCGCUUUGGACGAGUACGAAGAGUUUGAUGAGGAUAUGGAAAAAAUCGCUGAUACAGAUGUCAUGCACCAACCACUCUCAAGUAUCGCCGAAGAGUUUAAUGAUAUCGAGGAAACAGUAAUCGAGGAAGAGAUUGAAGGCGAGGGAGAAUCCUUUUACAGUGCUGUUGAAUAUGAGGAUGAGGACGGGACCAUCAUUGAAGAGAUAAUGACAGUGGAUCCUGCAGAAGAUGGAGCUGAUGAUAUCACUGAAAUCAUCGAAGUGUAUGAAAGCGACUACGAUGACAUGCCGACUGAGCUGGUUCCGAUCAGUGACGAUGAUGAAAGCGUGGAGGAAGAAAUUUUGUAUUCUGAAACGGAACAUGAUACGCCCUUUGAUUCCAAAGUUUCCUUUGAUCACUCUUUAUUCCCCAUUGGAGAGGACGAAGAACUUAUUGAAGAGGACGAGGAAAUGGUUAUUGCCGAUGAUGAAGAACUCCUUUUUGAAGAGGAAAGCUUAAAAGAUGACGGGGACUUUGUUGGUGAUAUGAACCGAUCAAUGUACUCAUCGGACGAUAGCGACUUCAGGUCAUUCGACUCGUCGUAUGGUAGCAACUAUAGUGACGAAGAAGAAGUAGAACCAGAAUUACCAGUCCCGCAAGUACCACCAACAGAACAGCUUCGGAAAUGGCAAGAGGACCAAGAAAAUCUUAUUCAAGAACUGGGAGAUGGUCCAGAGAUGUAUCCUCGAACACCAAAACACAUACUGAACGCUAUUCUUUUAGAAGCGGAAUCAGAUUAUCAGUUCUCCAAGGGCGUGCAGGCUCCGGACUAUCAUAUGAUUGAAUUUUUGGCUGUGGUGGAAGAGGCUGUCGAAAUUGGCAAGUUCACCAAGAAAACCGAGGUGAUCGUUGAGAAGGUUGCAAAAGAGCCUCUGCCUGAACCACCGCCACCACCAGAAGAGCCCGAAGAUGGUUUGGACAAGCCUCGAAAAUGGAAGUUUGAAGUCCCAACACUUCCAGUCUUGAAUACCUAUCAAGAGGAAGAAAAGAAAAAAGUGACAAAAGAAUUGGAUAAGGAACUUGAAGAGCAUGGAUACGUGCGAGAAGAGUUCGUUGUGGGUCCAGAAGUAGCCGCACCUACUCCAAAGAACGUUAUGAUGGCCAUUCUUUCUGCUGCUGCUUUAGAUUUCAAGCUUCGAAAGGUACCCGAACAACACAAGAAAGAGUUUGAAUCUAUAUCAGAUGCUGCUUCCAGCAUUGCUCGUUUAACCAAGUUGAAAGAGAAUGUGAUCGAAUCUGUGUCAGUGGGCGAAGCGGCGCUGAAGAAGCAAGAUGAUUGGGCUCCAGCUGGAAAACCAAUCGAAUUUGAGCGAUCCGUCGACGUGCUUCUAGCCACAGAAGCUGCAAUGAUGGGUAAGAUGAUGAGGCGCCGGGAGAAAGAAGUGGUUUCGAAUUUUGAUUUCAAAGCUCGAUUCAAAGUGUUUGAGGACAAAUUUGAUGUCGAUGAAGCAUUUGAUGAAAAGGGCCGCAAGAUUUUCCGUACCGAUCUUCUGCUUGACCAAUACAUCAAGGAUCGAAGGGAAGAGAAAGCAGAUGUCGACUAUGGAAUGUCACUCGUCGAGCAAGUGCAAGAACAUGAAAAGCUCAAGACGAAUAUUUCCCUUCCUACCAAGGCACUUCCAAAGUUUGGCCGCAAGGCUGGCAAGCAAAUGACACAAGCUGAAUGGACGAAGAUCUUAUCCAAGGCUGUUGCUGAACGAGCUUGGGACCGUCGCUAUCGACUACACCGUCCCAAGGUGACUUUGAAAAUCAAGAAGCAGUGCAUGUGCCCAUACUGUACCAAUCCCAACGCGUAUCAGACUCAUGAGUACAAGCGAUUGCAAGAAAGUCACAAACCAGCACCAUAG
Molecule: messenger RNA, 7689 nt
Organism: Cylindrotheca closterium
Lineage: Eukaryota; Bacillariophyta; Bacillariophyceae; Bacillariales; Bacillariaceae
Source: the annotation of a GenBank genome assembly